AAGGAGUGUAGCAAGUAAAUGUUAAUCGUAAAGUGUUGUUUAUAAAUUAUUUGAAGAUGAUGGGGAUGAAUGUAGAUAGUAAUUUUCCAAAUCAUCUUAAGGAUAGCUGUACGAAGCCAACUACUAGUGAUAUAUUCCAAGAUCUCCUUUCGACUUUUCAUUUUAUGGUCGCAUCCACCUGUUUAGUUUCUGACAAGUGGGAGCCGAGUGUAGACAUCAAGGAUGGUGAUACAUUUAAUUUUAUAAUUGUCGGGGCAGGAUCAGCCGGAUGUGUUGUGGCUAAUCGCCUAAGUGAAGUUAAGAAGUGGAAAGUAUUAUUAAUAGAAGCUGGUGGUGACCCACCAAUAGAAUCUUACGUGCCUCAUUAUGACCAACAUUUAUUUGGGACUGACUCCGAUUGGCAAUACAAGACUACUCCAACAGGAAAAAGAAAUUGUGCAAAUGUCGGAGAAAGUGUAAAUUGGCCUCGCGGAAAAAUGCUCGGUGGAUCAAGUGGAAUUAAUAGUAUGAUAUAUUUUAGAGGUGUUGCUAAUGAUUUCAAGAAAUGGUUCGAUCUCGGUAACAAGGAAUGGUGUCCAGAUAUUGUUUUUAAAUACUUUAAAAAAUUAGAAAGUCUCCAAGAUCAAAAUUUGUUACAAAAUCCUCAAAUAAGAGACCUCUAUGGAUUGAAUGGACCUCAAGUUAUUAACACAUUUAAUUGGACAGACGAAAAAGUAUUUGAAAAUGUUUUCAAUUCGUUCAAUCAAAUUGGCUUACAAAUUCAAGAAGAUUUACAGUUGGCUAAUCUUCUUGGAGCAGGACUAUCUAGAGAUACUGCUUAUAAUGGAAGAAGAGCUAGCACAGCUACAACGUAUUUAAGUCAAAUACAACACAGAGAAAAUUUUAAGAUAAUGAAGAAUGCUUUUGUUGUAAAAAUACUACUAGAUGAUAAGUCUAAAGCCUACGGAGUAGUAGUCAAAUACAAAGGUGAAGAAAUUAAAGUAUUUGCUUCAAAUGAAGUUAUUAUAAGUGCAGGAUCUAUCAAUUCACCACAAUUAUUAAUGCUGUCAGGAAUAGGAGAGAAAAAACAUUUGGAAUCAAAAAAUAUCGAUUGUAAAGUGGAUUUACCAGGAGUAGGUAAAAAUUUACAGGAUCACAUUAUCAUUAAUGUUCCAGUAUUUGGCAGGAAGCCUCGCUCUGAAAACUAUAUUGAUAAAUAUUUGGAUGUUGCGCGUUAUACUUAUAAUCGUACAGGCUAUUUAGCGCACUCCAGUGCUCCUCAUGUUAUAGCAUUUUAUUCCAGAAACAAAAACGCUACAUAUCCAGAAUUCCAAGUGCAUUUGGAUAUAGCUGAUAAAAAUUCGUCAUAUGCAAGAAGUAUAUUUUCCAUAUUUAAAGAACCAAUAAACCAAAGUUUCUGCGAACUGACUGAAAAGUAUGAUUCCUUUAUUUUUCGUUUUAACCUGCUACAGCCACGUUCAUAUGGAAAUAUAUAUUUAAAUACGAGUAAUCCAUUCAAUCAUCCGUUGAUAUACGCAAAUUAUUUAGAUGACGAAAGAGAUAUUGAAGCUACCGUAGAGGGAAUUCGGAUGCUGACUGCUAUCAUUGACACUGAUUAUUUUAAAAGUAUUAAUGCAUUUCUUGGUAGAUAUAAUUGGCCAAAAUGCAAUGAAUACAAACUAAAUAGUUACGACUAUUGGAAAUGUAUAUCUCCAGAAGUUACAGUUACAAUUUAUCACCCUGUGGGAACAUGUGCGAUGGGUCCUGAUUCAAGUUCAGCAGUUGUAGAUAGCCGUCUGCGGGUACACCAUGUCAAAGGAUUGCGUGUUAUUGACGCCAGUAUAAUGCCCAAUAUCACAAGUUGCAAUACUAACGGACCAACGAUUAUGAUUGGUGAGCGUGGCUCUGAUUUAAUAAAAGAAGAUUAUGGAAUUGUGGAAAGAACUGAAGAUUUCUGUCUAUGAUAUAUGAAGGUUCCAGUUUACUUCAAACGUGGUUGAUAUGAAUCCUGUUAACGACUAGUAUUUUCAUUAAUCUAUUAAGAAAUCUCAUUCUCAUUAGAUUAAAACAAUCCUUCAAGAACCGAGCGUAUCACCAUCUCAAAGGCCGGCAACACAUCUGCGGUUCCUCUGGUAUUGCUGAUGUCCAUGGUCGUCGUAGGACAACUCGGUGUACCCGCUGCUCGUUUUCCCCUCCUGUUAUGAAAAAAAAUCUUCAAUCUUCUGUUGUUCUGUGUUAAGAUAAAGAAGUCGAUGCUAUCAUAAAAAAUACUUGAUUUAAGUAACAUUUGCUAUAAAAACAUCAUCUCCUUGUCCUAAUCCUCUU
Molecule: messenger RNA, 2304 nt
Organism: Papilio xuthus (Asian swallowtail)
Lineage: Eukaryota; Metazoa; Arthropoda; Insecta; Lepidoptera; Papilionidae
Product: glucose dehydrogenase [FAD, quinone]-like
Exons: 4
Coding region: 57-1943 (628 amino acids)
Molecular function (GO): oxidoreductase activity, acting on CH-OH group of donors; flavin adenine dinucleotide binding
Source: RefSeq, a predicted model, not a curated record